CUCAAUAGGUGUUAUUGCACUUCAGUACCGACGAUAAUUUUGGCGUAUGUUUGCAGCUUCUAUCGUUUUUUGUAUUUUAAAAAUUAUAAUUGUCGGUGUCCAUAGGAUUCUGGGAUGAUUUCCGGUUCUAAAAGGAGAAACGUCAUUCUGCUGUACGGAAGGCAUCUGCCAAAGAUACAUGUUGAUUCGGCGACAGCUGCAGGCGCCUACAGAAUGAAUACAUUUAGAGCUCGAAAAAAGGAUGACAAUCAUGGUUUCGGCAAUGAAACAAGCGGUGCCGCUCUACAACGGCUGCCACAUCCGUGGUGUAGUCUGGGAGGCGACCAUGGUAUGGAUGGUGCACUUGCGCGUUUGCGGCUACGUUUUUGCUCCCACUGAAAAGCCAUCGAGAUGGAAGAAGUUUUUACAAUGCAUAUUGGCCAUCUACUUUGCGUUGAUAUUGGCCGCUAAGGCUCUUACUCUGGUUGAUGCAAUCCGGUCGGGUUACGGGGAUCUAUCCAACUGGUUCACUUCCCAGAUUAUGAAACUACUGGACGUGACGCAGAUCUGUGGUAAUGUACUGGCGAUGAUCCUGCUCUGCUUGUCUGGUCGACGCAUUGCGCAACUGAUACAUGCACUUGACGAAAGUUUUGCCGUUCGUAUAGCCAAAACACGGCUUCGUGCCGUUGCUCUUGGUAUGGCGCUAUUCUUGCUGAUCGUACUAAUGAAAAAUGCGUAUCGAAUUUACGCCAAACAGUUUGACCCUUCUGUCGCCCGCGGCAUCGAGAAUUUUCAGCAGCGCUAUCCUUUUAUUCAAUCGCCAGUUAUUGCGGAAUACGUGUACCGCUUCUACUGUGCUUUGGACCGAAUAUUCUACAUGGGAUACGACUUUCUGGUGGGUUUCAUGCUGACCAUCAUGUUGCUGAGCAGCAAAGGAAAGCGUGCUACUGCUCUAAACUUGGAUGGUCGACUGGUUAAGGCCAUGGCUAUUUUGGCUUUAAUCGUUUUGAAAUGAGCAGUUUUUCCUUCUGCUUCGAAACGUACAUGGAAUUUAGGUCUAUCUAUGUAUCCAGUGAAAAUUAAGAAAAAUUCAGUACGAACCAGCCCAAACGCAACUUAAACGAUGCGGUUUAAAAUUUGAAAUAAAAUAAUUCCACUAAAAAAGGAACUAGUCUGCACACGCUAGUGGGAAAAUUCCAUCUAACCAACCAAAAAAUCCAGAACAUGGUCCUCUUGCACCUUGCGAGGGCUUUUUUCAAAAAACAAAUUUUUAAAUUUACCGCCUUUAAAAAACACUUUUACACUUGCUGGUUAUCGUUAUAACUCUAGUGAAACCGAAAAUUUUUAAUUCGCUCUCGCAAUUAAGCUUUUGAGAUGUUCUUGCAUCUGUUGCCCGAGUUUCAAAAAAGUCUUAUAACUCUGAAAUUAGAAGUUAAUUUUCAAAGUUAUUU
This is a messenger RNA of Paramacrobiotus metropolitanus, 1430 nucleotides long. RefSeq lists its product as uncharacterized. The record is from RefSeq and is a predicted model, not a curated record. The coding region runs from base 242 to 994 and encodes 250 amino acids. NCBI's taxonomy places the organism in Eukaryota, Metazoa, Tardigrada, Eutardigrada, Parachela, Macrobiotidae. The transcript is spliced from 2 exons.